GUAAAAUUGAUGCAUAACACUGAAUAAAAUCGUGUAAAUGACCUAGUAAAAGUACCUGAAAUCGUUCAAAGGUUCCUGAGUUAAUGUAAUUGGUGACAUUCUUUCAUUGCCUAUGGGAAACCUAGUAUAGGGACGUAUUUGUCCUCUGACUGUGGACAGAGAAGUUGGACAGUGGGAAGAUUUCUUUAUGCGACCAUUCGAAAAACUUCCCCGACCAAUCUCAGUGCUGCUCUGGUGCAGUGGCUCCUCCUUUCUGCUGCCUGCUCCCACGUUACACCCUCCAUCUCUCUGUUGCAUUGUCUUAUUGGGAACGCAGCGUGCGGGUGACUCCACCGGACAUGGAGGGUUUUAAGUGACAAAUAACUGAGGCAGCGGUGCGCACCGGUUCCGCCUGCCGGGCACCCCGAUGAAGAUGGCUGGCCGCCGCAGCUGCAUGAACUCGCUCUGGUCGGGCACUGAGCGCGUCCGCAUCGGAGAGCGCCUCAAGGCGACGCUGGCCGGGGUGCUAGAGCUGGAGCUGCUCAGGUGCAAACACCUGGAGAUGGUGGACGCCGCUCUGGAGGACAGAGCCGCUGCUGCCACGGACGAGCCACGGGUGGAGGAAAGGAGCGAAACCCCAGUGAGCGCCACCUCGGAUCCGGAGCGUGGCUCUGCGACAUCCCACAGGCAACAGGCUCCUUCUCCAUCAGAUGUCAUGGCAUUACCCUGUCAGAGCAGCCUAGAAGACUGUGGCAGUAAUUCAGCUGAUGGGACGGCCCACUCCUUGUCCGGCAGGGGGAGUAACUCACGCUGGUCUACUCUGUCCUGGGAUGCCCCAUCAGACCUACUCUCUCCCCCAACACCAGACCCUAGUGGUAUGGUCCACCUGGACAGUGACUCCAGACCUAGUUCAGGUUUCUAUUCCGUGAGUGGGAGCUCUCUGUCGGACUCUUGCUACUCUGUGUCCAGUGAUGCUGCUCAGGGAGGACCGGCACUGCUGGCCAGACCUCUGAAGCUAUGGGAGCAGGUUCCUCUGUCUGCUGACAAUGCUGAUAUCCUGUGGUCAGAAGGUGCAGUGCAGCAGCAGCAGCAGCAGCAGCCUGUACUGCAGAACAGCCUGGAAGACACCAAACCUACAGCAGAGACUCUGGUUUCAGUCCCAAAUGACCUUGAAGAAACUGGUCUGAGCUUUCUGUUUGACCUCUGCUCAGGACUUGGUGAAUCCCUGAUUGUUUCCCUCCUUCUGCUUCUUGACCCCACUUUGUCUUCCUCAACCUCCUCCCUACAUUCGAGACCCCAGCUGGACCCUCGCUACUGUACAGACCUGGUUUCCCGUCGGACCAAGGAGGUUUACACCUACCCCAGCCCGUUGCAUGCCGUUGCCCUACAGAGCCCCCUCUUCACCUCCCAGAACCAGGAGCAGUCAGCCUCGAUGAGUCCUGAAGGACACCAAUAUGAUGAACAACUAGAGUCCAGCACUGACCCAGCUCUACCUCUCCAACCUCAGCAGCCCCCUACACCACCCUCCGUCACCCAGCUUGAACAGUAUAUCUCUCGGCUGGCUCGUCAGUAUCACACUCGGGUAACCUCGUCCACCUCUGAUCUCACUGCCACCCCUGGUCCAGUCACGCGUAGAGGUCUUUGUACCCCAGGCAAAAGUCAUGGUUCUACUCAGUCCCUUUCUGCCUUUGAGAGCCGCAGUACACCCACCACCCUGCAAGGGGGCAGCAUCACUCCCUGUAAGUCACUGCUGGGAAACUCGGCCAGGGUCAGCCUCAACACUACGGGGAAAAAAGCCACCAGGAACUCAAUCAACCUGGGUAACCUUCCUUCAGCAACUGGAGAGGACCUGAGCAUAAAUCUGCAUCUCAACCUCAACUUUAAUGUGGCUCCAGGUGUAAAUUCCAGUCUAGGUCUGGUGGACAACCCCAAAAAUAGCAGUUGUGGAGCUUUUAGGAGUGACUUUGCUUCUGCUCCCACUGCCUCUGCUUCAUCACUUUCCUCAGCUACACCUACCCCAGCACUUAGAGCUCGAUCUCGCAUUUCAACAUGUCCAAGCAGCCUGAGCCACCGCAGUUCUCUGGAGGUCACUUCAGGGUCUGGAACCAGUUGUGGAUUUGGAUCAUCUGCCUUCUGUCGUUCAUUGGACUGGAGCAACAGUGCGCCACCUGAUGCUUUGCCAUCAGUGUUUGGUACAAAUGCUGGGUCAGCUCCUGGAUCUCAGCGCAGCAGCUUGAUCCAAGAGUCCAGCUCCAGUCCCAAACUAAACGAAGACUCCCCCAUGGUGGGAGAGAUCUCCCGGCUCUCUGGCCUGUCCAGGGCUGUUGUGGUCGGUCUGAUGGAACAAGGUGUAGAACUGGAUAUUGACUGCUUCCAAACAGAUACUGCAGGCGAUGGAAGGGGUCACAAUAAAACUCACCUGACAACCCAGACAGAUCAGUCACAUGACUACAGUAGACGGACCGACCUGAAUCCCCAGAGACCAAUACAGCUCUCCCUCAGUGUCACCCAUUCUCCACAGUCUCAGUCCAGUCUCACCCCUCCUCUUUCACAUUCCAGCAGCCCCAUACACCCAUACCAAUCCAUCCAUGCUCCCUACCCCUCGCACUGCCACUACCAGCAGAUUUCGUCUCCAUCUGACCUUCCCUCUUCCACAGCCUCCUCCCCUGCCUCCCGCCCUACCCCCAGAGGUCGCUCCCCUCCCCGGCCUCUCCAGCCCUCCCCUCUGAGUGCCACCCCUCUCUCGGUUUUUCGUCGGGAUGCACCCUUCCAGUGCUCCUUGCCACGCACCAAUACUAGGCCCUCUCUUUUGGAGCAUGGCGGUAUCCAGCCAAGAGGUGGAUCACUUCGGCAGAGUGGGGGAGGAAAUGGAGGUAGCGGUGGGUGGAAGCGGAUGGAGGGUGAGGGGCUAUAUAGAGGAAAGCAUGCCUCACACAAGUUGAUCAGGGCAGCCACAGUUAGCAGCUAUGCCAAGAGAGAGGACUACAGCUCUGUUUGGGCUGAGCAGCAGCAGAAGGAGCGAUCAGGAGCUCAAGCACCGAGAAAGACCUCCAACAAACUCUGGAGGGGCUUUGAGGGACGCCUCUGGUGCAAAGAGUCCGAAAACGAAAGGGAGGAGAUGGACAGAGUGGAGUACGGCUAUGGAUGGAGGAGGAACAGUGUUGGAAGCUGGAGGAAGGAGCACAGAAGGGUGAAGACUUCAUCUAGUAGUAAUGACAAGAGGCCAAAAGUAGAUAUCUCACCCAUGCUCUCAAACAAGAGAGGGAAGGAAGAUGGGGAAAGACGCAGCUCCAGCCUCAGGCUUUCCAGGAGGGCUCUAUUCAGGAGUGAGUCCCAGGGUUUGCUGGUACCUCGUAAUUAUGGCGAGGAGCCCUCAAAGCGGGCACUCUGGGUCUCCUCCUUUGAUGUGGGGCAAGGGAGCUUAGGCAUUAGCAAAAAUGAAGGGGUCAGACUGCUGAGAGCAAAAGAGGACAAACACCUCUCCUCCACCGCCAGUCUCUUUAACCUUUCUCGCUCUCAGAGCCUGGAGGGCAGCUGCCAUUCCCUCUCUCCUCUUUCUUCCCCUUCCUUUUCUCCAUCCCCUCCCCCACGGAUGCCCCUUCAGCGCUCUCGAUCUCUGAGGGACUUGGGGAGGAGAGUGUUUGGCUCCAUGAGGUCCUUGAGUCUCAAACGAAAGCCAUCCAAGAAGUGACCCUUGUACAGUGAAUGCAUAUCACCAUAGGUAAUCCUUCCAUGUUUUAAGUACAAAACUCCAGUGAUUGGUGGUAUUAUAUUUCAUGUAAAUUCAAUUGCUAUCAUUUUUCAGUUUAAGCUUCAAAGAUUUGACUGAUUAGACAGAUAUGUUGUUUGUUAUACUGGCCAUAAGGUAUCUGCCAGUCUAUUUAUCCACCACCAACAUGAUGGAAAUUCCUCUCAGGCACAAAGUCUGUAAAACCUGCUAUUAAUCUUGUUCUUGGUUCAUUCAUUCUGUAAUCUUUUGUAAAUUUUGAAAGACAUAACGUACUUUUAUAGCCUUCCUAAAACUACAAAAUGUCUGUUAAAUUUCCCCAAACAUAUUCUGCAGCAUAAUCAGCGUACUUUAACUAAAAGGUUGCAGUCUUUCCACACUGACAAUGUCUCAUUGAAAAUUAUACAAACAAUCCUGUAGGACGCAGCAUGGUCCACAGAGAAACGUUGGUGAGAAGACAGGUGAUAUUCAUUUAGGGGUGCUGCAAAUCACUACAUACCUUUUUAAAAACUUAAUUACAUGAAGAUUUUCAGUGUGAAUGCUGUGACAUCUUAACAAACACUAUUAUAAUAUUGGCUGUAGGCAGCUUUAGUACAUAUUGAGUGAAUCCUCCUGUAACUAAGUAUGAAUGUGUAUGUUGUACACUUGCCUGCAUGCUGCUCUGACUGUUUCAAGGAUUUAUAGCUAUUGUGUGAAUAUGAUAUUCAUCUUUAUUGGCAAUACUGCCUCUGAAGUACAAUCAUAUUGGCCAGAUAAUGACCAAAACCAAGCAAAUACUUUAACUUGAUAUUGUGCUCAGGAUUUUGAAAUAAAUAUUCAGUGAUUAAAAUAUUGA
This is a messenger RNA of Monopterus albus (swamp eel), 4541 nucleotides long. RefSeq lists its product as uncharacterized. The coding region runs from base 407 to 3670 and encodes 1087 amino acids. The transcript is spliced from 5 exons. The record is from RefSeq and is a predicted model, not a curated record. Lineage: Eukaryota; Metazoa; Chordata; Actinopteri; Synbranchiformes; Synbranchidae. Gene Ontology annotation, cellular component: cytoplasm. Gene Ontology annotation, biological process: negative regulation of nodal signaling pathway.